AUGAGCACAACAAAUGAAAAUAUAACCUCUACCGAAAAGGAUGAAAUUUUAGAAAUUUUCUUUGACGAAAACUUUGUUCCACAAGCAUAUGUGGAUAUUCUUCUAUCAACUACACGUGCACAAAAUAAACAUCAACUACAGCAUACUUCUUCAUCACUCUUAGCUAGGUUAGACUUCUAUACUAAGCAUUUAACUUCAGAAUUAGAAAAAACUAUAUGGAAUUUAGAAAAAUUAUCCGAAAGAUUACCUGGAACAUGGGAUUCCAAUACUAAUAGAGACGAGCAGUCAUCUUCAAAUGAAGAUCAGUAUAUGAGCUCACAAAUUUCUGGUGCCUCUAAGCUAGAAUAUUAUUUAGAUACAUUAGGUGGGGCCGUGAGGUCAGUGGAGACAGACGUGGAAAGGAUAAAUAAGGAACUUGCGACUUUAGAUGGGAAAUUUAAAGAUGAUACAGAUGUAAUAGAAAAGUCCAAAAAAUUAGAACUUAUUAGGAAUAGACUAAAUAAUGUGCUCAAUAUAUUUGUACAGUUACGCAGUAUUUUAGGCAUAUCACAAUCUUCUGAUUCGAAUUCAAAGGAAACUAUAAAAAAUGUAUCAUUAGAAAACUUCACUCUAGCAUUACACACUUUAGAAGAAACGAUAACAGAGUCUUUUGCUGAGUCACUUAAAAAUGAAUCAGCAAAGGAAAGAAAUAUUGAUUUGAUAGCAAAAGUGGAUCAAUUCAUACGACUAACACAACUCUUCCAAGGGUUCACGCAAUUCCAUGAAAUAUAUGCUAAAUUUGCUGAUAAUAUCGCGAAGGCCUCCCAAAAAUAUUUAUCUACAAAGGACAUCGAUGGUGAUUUUAACAUUUAA
This is a messenger RNA of Maudiozyma barnettii, 852 nucleotides long. It is a transcript of the gene COG7, whose product is annotated as Golgi transport complex subunit COG7. The coding region runs from base 1 to 852 and encodes 283 amino acids. The transcript has a single exon. The record is from RefSeq and is a predicted model, not a curated record. NCBI's taxonomy places the organism in Eukaryota, Fungi, Ascomycota, Saccharomycetes, Saccharomycetales, Saccharomycetaceae.